GGUGCCAAGAACUGAGAUCUCUGGACGGACUAAACUUGGCUGCGGGCCGAUAAGUGAGCAAUGACUGGCCGAUCUAGCUAAAGACUCUCUGCUUGCACAGCCACAUGCACUUGCACUGGAAAAGCUGCUCAUAGGAGGCAAAGACUGAGCAGCAGCUGCAAACCACACAGACUAAACGAAUGAAGAAUUAAAAUGCCAGUGUUAUCACCCUCCCAGUGAUCCCAGUUCACAUCUCCUCUGCCCAAUGGGAUGGUGGUGGCAUCAGGACAGGGCUGGAUGCUGUUGGAGAUUAAGGGUAAAUGGGCAAGGGGGUCUGCAGGGUCUGAGUCCAUUGUCUGAGAGCACAAAGUGAAGAUGAGAAAGGUACAAAAGUGGCCCUCACUUAUUAGCUUUCCAGUCUGAAGCUUGACACUUACAUAAAGGAUUAUUUUGCGCCUGCUAGGGAAUAUUUUUUAUCUCCAAGUUGAGAAAAUGAAAGUGAACAAGCAAGAAGUUACCAAGUUCAAGAGAAGAUCAUAUGUUAAAAAUAAUAUUGUAUAAUAAGAAAAAAAACACAAAUAGAAAAGACUCAAAAAAAGUAAAGCAUAAGAAAACAAGCAUUUGGGUUGUGCGGAAUAACAGGCAUUAUUCAUGGACUUGGUAUGGUUCAGGUCUGGGACAGAACAACUAUUAUAGCACGAAGCUAAUCCCAAAACUGUAAAAUCAGGAACUUCACAGCAAAAAAAACAAUAUUUCCCCCCCAAAUUAUGGAAAUUUUGUGGAAGACGUUGACCUGGAUUUUGGGCCUCGCCAUGGCUUCAUCGGAAUUUCACAGGGACAACAGACUUUCCUAUAGUUCUCAAGGGGAAUUCCUGUCUUACCUUGAACACUACCAGCUGACGGUUCCUAUAAGGGUUGACCACAGUGGAGCCUUCGUGGGUUUUAUUGUGAAGAAUGAAAAGCAUUCGCGGAGGAGGCGGAGGAGUACGGACCCUAAAGACCAAGAACAGGAAGCUUCUAAAUUAUUUUUUAAAAUUUCUGCCUACGGCAAGCACUUUCAUCUGAACCUGACCCUGAACACGGAUUUAGUCUCCAAACAAUUUACAGUAGAAUACUGGGGGAAGAAUGGGCCCGAGUGGAAACAUGAUUACAUUGAGAACUGUCACUACACGGGAUAUUUACAGGACCAAAAUACCACAACUAAAGUGGCUCUAAGUAACUGCAAUGGGUUGCAUGGCGUCAUCGCUACAGAAGAUGAAGAAUAUUUUAUUGAACCUUUAGAAAACACAACUGAUAAUUCCAACCACUUUAACUAUGAAAGGGGUCACCCUCAUGUAAUUUAUAGAAAGUCUGCCAUCAACAAUCGGCAUUCGAGUGAACAGGGGCAUUGUGGUGUGAAAGACUUCACUGGAAACAACAAGCCCUGGUGGUUGAACCACACAUCCUUCAUGCCAACUGCCUCAUCAGACAACGAUACAGAUAAUGGUCCUCGCAGGCAGAGGAGAUCAGUCAGCGUGGAGCGAUUUGUGGAGACAUUGGUUGUGGCUGAUAAAAUGAUGGUUGGAUACCAUGGCCGGAGAGAUAUUGAACACUACAUACUGAGCGUCAUGAAUAUUGUUGCCAAACUUUACCGUGAUUCCAGCCUAGGAAACGUUGUGAAUAUCAUAGUGACGCGUUUAAUAGUCCUCACGGAAGAUCAGCCAAACUUGGAGAUAAACCACCACGCCGACAAGUCCCUUGACAGCUUCUGUAAGUGGCAGAAGUCCAUCCUUUCCCACCAGAGUGACGGGAACACAAUUCCAGAGAAUGGCAUUGCACACCAUGACAACGCUGUGCUCUUUACCAGGUAUGACAUCUGUACAUACAAAAAUAAGCCAUGUGGGACUCUGGGCUUGGCCUCGGUGGCUGGAAUGUGUGAACCAGAGAGGAGCUGCAGUAUUAAUGAAGACAUUGGCUUAGGCUCAGCAUUUACUAUUGCACAUGAGAUUGGUCACAACUUUGGUAUGAACCAUGAUGGAAUUGGAAAUGCCUGUGGCACCAAAGGUCAUGAAGUAGCCAAGUUAAUGGCAGCGCACAUUACAUCAAACACAAAUCCCUUCUCCUGGUCCGCCUGUAGCCGGGACUACAUCACCAGCUUUCUUGAUUCAGGACGUGGUACGUGCCUCGAUAAUGAACCUCCAAAGCGUGACUUCAUUUACCCGGCUGUGGCUCCAGGCCAGGUGUACGAUGCAGACGAGCAAUGCCGUUUCCAGUAUGGAGCGACAUCACGCCAAUGUAAAUAUGGGGAAGUGUGUAGAGAGCUCUGGUGCCUCAGUAAAAGUAACCGCUGUGUUACCAACAGUAUUCCUGCCGCCGAAGGAACCCUGUGCCAGACUGGAAGCAUUGAGAAAGGGUGGUGCUAUCAGGGGGAAUGCGUACCCUUUGGCACGUGGCCGAAGAGCAUAGAUGGGGACUGGGGGCCGUGGUCCGUUUGGGGUGAAUGCACAAGGACCUGCGGCGGGGGAGUCUCGUCUUCUGUUAGACAUUGUGACAGUCCAGCACCUUCAGGUGGAGGAAAGUAUUGCCUCGGGGAACGGAAGCGGUACCGCUCAUGCAACACGGAUCCUUGUCCCUCCGGAUCCCGAGACUUCAGAGAAAAGCAGUGUGCCGACUUUGAUAAUAUGCCUUUCCGCGGGAAAUAUUACAACUGGAAACCCUACACUGGAGGUGGUGUUAAAACGUGUGCGUUAAACUGUUUGGCUGAAGGCUAUAAUUUUUACACUGAACGAGCCCCCGCUGUUAUUGAUGGAACUCGAUGCAACGCUGACUCCCUGGACAUCUGCAUUAAUGGAGAAUGCAAGCAUGUAGGCUGCGAUAACAUUUUGGGCUCAGAUGCCAAAGAGGAUAGGUGUCGAGUGUGCGGAGGAGAUGGAAGCACUUGCGAAGCGAUUGAGGGAUUCUUCAACGAUUCGUUGCCCAGAGGAGGCUACAUGGAAGUUGUUCAAAUUCCACGCGGUUCAGUUCACAUUGAAAUUAAAGAAGUUGCUCUCUCUAAGAACUAUAUAGCUUUGAAAUCGGAAGGCGAUGACUACUUUAUCAAUGGUGCUUGGACAAUAGAUUGGCCAAGGAAGUUUGAUGUAGUUGGGACAGCAUUUCACUAUAAGCGUCCGACUGACGAGCCUGAGUCUCUGGAAGCGUUGGGGCCAACCACAGAAAGUCUAAUAGUGAUGAUUCUUCUUCAGGAACAGAACUUGGGCAUUCGAUAUAAAUUUAAUGUCCCCAUUACACGGACAGGCAGUGGAGACAAUGAAGUUGGGUUCUCUUGGUUUCACCUUCCGUGGUCAGAAUGCUCAGCAACAUGCGCUGGAGGUAUCCAGAAGCAAGAAGUGGUGUGUAAAAGACUUGACGACAAUUCCGUUGUGCAAAAUAAUUACUGUGAUCUGGAUAGCAAGCCACCGGAAAACCAAAGGGCUUGUAACACCGAGCUGUGCCCACCAGAAUGGUUCAUAGGUGACUGGUCGGAAUGCAGUAAGACUUGUGACGGGGGGAUGCGAACACGGACAGUUCUUUGCAUUCGGAGGAUAGGCCCUUCUGAAGAAGAGACACUUGAUGACGUUAGCUGUCUGACACAUCGGCCUAUUGAAAAGGAAGCCUGUAACAACCAGUCUUGUCCGCCUCAGUGGGUUGCGUUGGAUUGGUCAGAAUGUACACCAAAAUGUGGUCCUGGAUUUAAACAUCGUAUUGUUCUAUGCAAGAGCAGUGAUCUCUCCAAAACAUUUCCUCCCGCAAAUUGUGCCGAAGAAAACAAACCUCCGGUCCGCAUGCGGUGCAGUUUGGGACGGUGUCCACCUCCCCGCUGGGUUACUGGAGAAUGGAGCCAGUGCUCUGCACACUGUGGUCUGGGACAGCAGAUGCGAACAGUACAGUGUCUUUCCUAUACGGGGCAAGCAUCGAGCGAAUGUCCGGAGAACGUUCGUCCUGCAUCAAUGCAGCAGUGUGAAAGUAAAUGUGACAGCACACCCAUUUCAAACACAGAGGAGUGCAAAGAUGUGAACAAAGUAGCUUAUUGCCCACUGGUGUUGAAGUUCAAGUUCUGCAGUCGAGCCUACUUCAGACAGAUGUGUUGUAAGACCUGCCAAGGGCAUUGACCCACGCCAACAGGGGAAGAGAGAACAUUAUUACUGCAUCGGGAAUUUGUCUAUUGAAGAGCAUGAUACCGAAGUGUGUGACUGAUGUCCUUGAAAAGAAAAGCCUGUGUAGAACAUAACCACUCGUCAGCUUCAGCUGACAAGAUUUCUUUAUUAUUUAACUUCUGUGAAGUGAAUUUAUUAUCCAAAGUGCUGGACACCAGAAAGGAGGAAAGACAAAUUGGAAAACUUUAAAACAGGCCAUCGACAAAAGAGGACUAUGCUUGUGUUCUUCACAGUCCGCCGAUCACCUUGCUUACCUCCUUCAACCAUUUUUAUGAUGGACUCAUGAAAUGACACUGAAUACGAUCUAUUUAAGACUUUUUUUUUCCAGUUGUAGCUGUUAUAACGUGGUCAACAAAAGAGAAAAAAAAAUAUUUUAGCCGUAACUAAGACCUAUAAUAGCUAUUUUAUCUCUAUUUACAGCACCACAAUUUAAAUUAUAAAAAAUAGGCUUUUGAAAUGUAAUUUAAGAAGCAAAUAUAAAUCAAAACUAAAGUUA
This is a messenger RNA of Spea bombifrons (plains spadefoot toad), 4647 nucleotides long. RefSeq names its product ADAM metallopeptidase with thrombospondin type 1 motif 6 (gene ADAMTS6). The record is from RefSeq and is a predicted model, not a curated record. Gene Ontology annotation, cellular component: extracellular matrix. Bases 747 to 4106 code for a protein of 1119 amino acids. Gene Ontology annotation, molecular function: metalloendopeptidase activity. Lineage: Eukaryota; Metazoa; Chordata; Amphibia; Anura; Pelobatidae. The transcript is spliced from 25 exons. Gene Ontology annotation, biological process: proteolysis; extracellular matrix organization.